Molecule: messenger RNA, 2263 nt
Organism: Dendrobium catenatum
Lineage: Eukaryota; Viridiplantae; Streptophyta; Magnoliopsida; Asparagales; Orchidaceae
Product: laccase-3
Exons: 4
Coding region: 615-1970 (451 amino acids)
Biological process (GO): lignin catabolic process
Cellular component (GO): apoplast
Molecular function (GO): hydroquinone:oxygen oxidoreductase activity; copper ion binding
Source: RefSeq, a predicted model, not a curated record
CCUGCCUUUAAAAAACUCCAUUUGGAUUGAUAUACACUGGUUUUAAUUUAUGAAUUGAAACAUUCAAAUCAUGAAUUGUUAUAAUUUAAUUUUUUUUUUUAAGAUAAUGCAGAUGAGACUCCCUAUUUAAACUUCAUUUUGAUGGCGUAAAUUCAUAUCCAUUACCAUUUCAUUAGCACUGCAUCCAUGGUUAUGAAGAGCAGUUGCAAGCAUCUCAUCUUCUUUCUUCUAUGCCUCUUCCUACUCCUCGGCUUUAUCUCUGCUAAAGUUCACUAUCAUGAAUUUGUUGUAUGUCUUCUUCCUUUUUUUAUAUAUAUCAUAUUCAUCUCAAAAUCAAAUUAAUAAUUUAUAAUUUUAUUAUGACUUGAUUUUUUUUUUCUUAUUUUAACUUGUAAUAGUUUUUGGUGACUUGAAUUUAUUAUGUAAAUAUAAGAUUCAAGAGAAGCAAGUGAAGAGGCUGUGCAAUACCAGCACGAUUAUUACAGUGAAUGGACAAUUCCCAGGGCCAACUCUGGAGGCUAAUAAUGGAGAUAGCCUCGUGAUCAAAGUCGUGAACCGGGUCAAAUAUAAUAUCUCCAUUCAUUGCUUUUAUUUAUAGGCAUGGCUUGAGGCAAAUGAGAAAUGGAUGGGCAGAUGGGGUUGCAUAUGUGACCCAAUGUCCUAUCAAAUAUGGGGGAACCUACACAUAUAGGAUCAAUGUCGAGAAUGAAGAGGGGACAUUUUGGUGGCAUGCUCAUAGCCCUUGGCUGAGGGUCACUGUCCAUGGUGCCCUCAUUAUAUACCCAAAAGAGAAUUCCUCCUAUCCUUUCAUCCAACCACAAAGAGAGGUUCCGAUCAUUCUUGGAGAAUGGUGGAUUAAGAACUACAUUCAAAUGGCAAAGGCAGCCUUAGAGAUUGGAGUACCCCCAAAGGUCUCUGACGCCAUUCUCAUCAAUGGCCAGCCAGGUGAUCUAUUCGAGUGCUCUAGCAAAGAAACUACUGUAAUCCCGGCGACCACCGGCGAAACCCUACUCCUCCGCUUCAUCAAUGCCGCAAUGAACACCGAGCUCUUUGUUUCCAUCGCCGGCCACACCAUGAACGUAGUCGCCAUCGAUGCUUCUUACACCAAACCCUUCAACACCUCCUACAUAAUGAUCGCCCCCGGUCAAUCCACAGAUGUACUAAUCCAGACAACCCAUUACCAUGGCCGCUUUUACAUCGCCUCCCACGUUUUCAACAGCAUUUUGCCCUUUAUUGGCCUAGACAACUCUACGGCCACCGCGAUCCUCAACUACGAUACCAUUACACCUACCAAGCCUCUCUUGCCCCUGCUUCCCAUCUCCUCCAACAGAUCUUCGGCCUCGGCUUUUGGUUCGAGACUCCGAAGCCCUAGGAGAGUUAUAAUCCCCGAACCCAUAGAUGAAAAUCUCUUCAUCGUCGUCAGGAUUGGUCUCAUUGAGCGUGAUAUAGCUGCUAGUAUGAACAAUGUCUCCUUUAUGCUUCCCAAAACAAAUUCGAUUCUUCAUGCAGCACUAUUCCAUGAGUAUGGUGUUUUCACGACUGAUUUCCCAUCUUCCCCGCUGGAGAAACUUAACAAAACGAUAAAGGGGACUAGGAUUUAUAAGAUGAAGUAUGGAUCGGUGGUUCAGAUGGUGUUGCAGGGAAGUAAUAUCCUGUUGACGGAAGAGCAUCCGAUGCAUUUGCAUGGGUAUGAUUUCUAUGUGUUGGGGACGGGGAUUGGAAAAUUCAAGAAGAAGAGGGAUGAGUAUAAGUUGAAUAUGGUGGAUCCGCCGAGGAGGAGUACGGUGGGAGUGCCGGCGGGGGGCUGGGUGGUGAUAAGGUUUGUGGCGGAUAAUCCGGGUGUUUGGUUUUUGCAUUGUCACAAUGAGAUGCAUACAGAAUUCGGGCUGGCGACAGCAAUAUGGGUAGAGAAUGGGGUUGGGGAGAUGGAGUCUGUUAUAUCUCCACCUGAUGAUCUUCCGCAAUGUUAACGGUGAUGGAAGAUCAUAUGAUGGAGGCAUAGGCAUAACCAUCAUACCAAUAAAAUGAAGUAUAUAAUGCCUUCAUCGGAGCAGACAAUUUGUAUUAGAAUGGGCUUAAAAAUUAUUGGACUUAGCUUUGAGAUUAAUGUAAUAGAAAUUCUAUAUCUAUUUAGUAAUAAUCUCAGACUAAUUCCUAUGAUAGAUUAUCAAGACAAAUUUUUUUCCUUUGAAUUUCAGUAAUGUAAUUUUAAAACACUAUGUUCAAGUUUCAAUUGAUGUUGCUACUUAGUAAUCAAAGUGGG